This is a messenger RNA of Lutra lutra (Eurasian river otter), 540 nucleotides long. Its product is annotated as 40S ribosomal protein S9-like. Gene Ontology annotation, biological process: translation; positive regulation of translational fidelity. The coding region runs from base 132 to 443 and encodes 103 amino acids. NCBI's taxonomy places the organism in Eukaryota, Metazoa, Chordata, Mammalia, Carnivora, Mustelidae. Gene Ontology annotation, molecular function: rRNA binding; structural constituent of ribosome. The transcript has a single exon. Gene Ontology annotation, cellular component: cytosolic small ribosomal subunit. The record is from RefSeq and is a predicted model, not a curated record.
UCACCCUGGCCAAGAUCCGCAAGGCCGCGCGGGAGCUGCUGACGCUGGACGAGAAGGACCCGCGGCGCCUGUUUGAGGGCAAUGCCUUGCUUCGGCGACUGGUGCGCAUUGGAGUGCUGGACGAGGGCAAGAUGAAGCUGGAUUAUAUCCUGGGUCUGAAGAUUGAGGAUUUCUUGGAGAGGCGUCUGCAGACCCAGGUCUUUAAGCUGGGCUUGGCCAAGUCCAUCCACCACGCCCGUGUGCUGAUCCGCCAGCGCCACAUCAGGGUCCGAAAGCAAGUGGUGAACAUCCCAUCAUUCAUCGUCCGCAUGGAUUCCCAGAAGCACAUUGACUUCUCCUUGAGCUCUCUGUAUGGGGGUGGCCGCCCAGGCCGCGUCAAGAGGAAGAAUGCCAAGAAGGGCCAGGGUGGGGCUGGCGCCAGCGAUGACGAAGAGGAGGAUUGAGCCCACCCUUCCUUCCAUCCAUCCCCCCUGCCACCCUCUGGGGCCCGUGGAUUGUCUAGUUUCUCUGUCACAUAAUAAAAGAACCAGUGCUUUGGAA